AUGAAUUGCAACGAGCUUCAAGAACACGCUAGAGCAGAUUGCUUCCUUGUCAAGAAACCAAGGGCGCUGCAAUGGUUCUACAAGGGAGAGCUCCAAAAGGAAAAGGAAGAGGAGCGCCAGGCAGGGCGGUUUGAGCUCUUCCUUGACCUUCUAUAUGUUGCUAUUGUCGCAAACUUUAGCGACGAGCUCGCUGAACAUCCCGAUGGAGCUCAUUUGGCAAAGUACAUACUUAUCUUUGCGCCGGCUUGGCAUAUCUGGGCUGAUCUUCGCGAGAUUAUGAACUCGUACUACACCGAUGAUAUCCUACAGCGCCUGGUCAUUCUUUGGGUCAUGGCCCUUCUUGUACUGUAUGCUAACAAUGCCAACGACGCGGAUGUGGACAUUGCAGCGAUGCGCACGACUGUUGGAGCGUAUCUUGUUGCGCGCUUCACUACGCUCACUGUCUUCCUCGUCACCUCGUUCGCAGCGUAUCAGCAUCGUGCUCAAGCUCGAAUUAUGGCUGGUUUCAUGUUUAUCGGUUUGAUCAUCACCAUCCCCCUCUUCUUGGAGGAUAUCAGUAUCCGCGCAAAAUCCGCCAUUGUCGCUGUGGGAAUAUUCUACCAGGAAGCAACAUGGGCGCUUACUUUGAGCCCCUGGAUCAAGGGAAAGCUGAAUUUGACCUACAGCACGGCCGUGGAUAUUGCGCACGAGAUUGACCGCAUGGGUGCAUUCUUCAUCAUCAUCCUUGGUGAAUUCGUGUACAGCAUCAUUGUUGGAAACAAGACGGGCAUCGGCUUGACUUCUGGCUAUGCCAAGGCUGUCUGCACACUGAUAAUAGCGUUUGUGCUUAACUGGAUCUACUCGAGCGGCGACGGCAGCGUACAAGCCGUACAUCCAAUCCGGCGAUCAGCUUGGACAGCCUUUGGCUUUUUCCUCCUGCACCUCCCACUCGCAGCGUCGUUCCUAAUCGGAGGACACGUCGCAGCAGCAAGCACCGCGAUAGAGGAGUUCGAAGACGGACAGCGCUGGCUUGUCGGCGGAGGUCUUGGAGUCGGCAUGUUCUGCCUUUGGGUGUAUGGGAUGCUGUACCGAGUAGAUGGCGAGUGCGCGCUUCUCAUGGGCCAGACUCUGCGGAUUGGUAUGAGGUUGGUCAUUGCCAUCGUUCUCAUCAUAAUACCCGAGUCGCAUAAUCAUCUCAAUGCCGAGGAUUUCAUGUUUGUCGUCAUGGGUUUGUUUGCGUUUCUCUUGAUAUGGGAGACUUUGGGAGGUUUGUCCAAGACAUCAAAGCUUUUUGAGCCUUGGACGGAUAGGCACCCGCCCCCAGAGGAGGAUGACAGAGAAGGCUUGGCUGGUUAG
This is a messenger RNA of Fusarium pseudograminearum CS3096, 1335 nucleotides long. RefSeq lists its product as uncharacterized. The record is from RefSeq and is a predicted model, not a curated record. The transcript is spliced from 2 exons. Bases 1 to 1335 code for a protein of 444 amino acids. NCBI's taxonomy places the organism in Eukaryota, Fungi, Ascomycota, Sordariomycetes, Hypocreales, Nectriaceae.